Molecule: messenger RNA, 5939 nt
Organism: Corapipo altera (White-ruffed manakin)
Lineage: Eukaryota; Metazoa; Chordata; Aves; Passeriformes; Pipridae
Gene: STAG2
Product: stromal antigen 2
Exons: 34
Coding region: 302-4072 (1256 amino acids)
Biological process (GO): sister chromatid cohesion
Cellular component (GO): chromatin; nucleus; cohesin complex
Molecular function (GO): chromatin binding
Source: RefSeq, a predicted model, not a curated record
GGGACGCCCGAUGCCGGGAGCCGCGUGUUGCUGGAACCCCGCUGGGCUCUCGCCGGCCCCGGAGGGGGAGGGGGGAGGAGGAGGAGGAGGAAGGAGAGAAUGCUUCUUACUGGGGGGUUUUGGCGCCACUUUUGUUUUAGAUAGUGUUCCUCUGCCCCCUCCUCCUCGGCACGCACUGAACUGAGCUGAACCCUGCCCAGAAGUUGCCCACUACAAAGGAAGAAAGAAAAGUAAGCUUGCACUUGAGACUGCUUUUUGAAUAUCUUUCUAAUACAGUGGUGUUCCAGAAGAUGAUAAAGAAAUGAUAGCAGCUCCAGAAAUACCAACUGAUUUUACUCUCCUUCAGGAGUCUGAAACACACUUCUCUUCUGACACAGACUUUGAGGAUAUUGAAGGAAAAAACCAAAAACAAGGCAAAGGCAAAACCUGUAAAAAAGGAAAAAAAGGACCAGCAGAGAAGGGGAAAAGUGGAAACGGAGGAGGGAAACCUGGUGGUCCAAAUCGGAUGAAUGGACAUCACCAACAGAAUGGUGUGGAAAACAUGAUGCUGUUUGAGGUAGUUAAAAUGGGCAAGAGUGCUAUGCAGUCUGUAGUGGAUGACUGGAUAGAGUCAUACAAACAUGACAGAGAUAUAGCACUUCUUGAUCUCAUUAACUUCUUUAUUCAGUGUUCAGGCUGCAAAGGAGUUGUUACAGCAGAGAUGUUCCGACAUAUGCAGAAUUCUGAAAUAAUCCGAAAAAUGACCGAAGAAUUUGAUGAGGAUAGCGGAGAUUAUCCUCUAACUAUGGCUGGCCCCCAGUGGAAGAAGUUCAAAUCCAGUUUUUGUGAGUUCAUUGGAGUGCUCGUCCGACAAUGUCAAUAUAGCAUCAUAUAUGAUGAGUAUAUGAUGGACACUGUCAUUUCACUGCUCACGGGGCUGUCAGACUCACAAGUCAGAGCGUUUCGGCACACGAGCACGCUGGCAGCCAUGAAGCUGAUGACUGCUUUAGUGAAUGUGGCAUUAAAUCUUAGUAUUAACAUGGACAACACACAGCGACAGUAUGAAGCAGAACGAAAUAAAAUAAUUGGGAAACGAGCUAAUGAUAGGCUGGAACUCUUACUGCAGAAAAGAAAGGAGCUUCAAGAAAAUCAGGAUGAAAUAGAAAACAUGAUGAAUGCAAUAUUUAAAGGUGUUUUUGUGCAUAGAUACCGAGAUGCAAUUGCUGAAAUCAGAGCCAUCUGCAUUGAAGAGAUUGGAAUAUGGAUGAAGAUGUACAGUGAUGCCUUUCUCAAUGACAGCUACUUAAAAUAUGUGGGGUGGACUAUGCAUGAUAAGCAAGGGGAAGUAAGACUCAAAUGCCUAACUGCUUUGCAAGGGCUUUACUAUAAUAAAGAGCUUAAUUCCAAAUUGGAACUCUUCACCAGUCGGUUCAAGGAUAGAAUUGUGUCUAUGACUCUUGACAAAGAAUAUGAUGUUGCAGUCCAAGCAAUAAAAUUACUCACUCUUGUUUUACAGAGUAGUGAAGAAGUUCUGACUGCAGAAGACUGUGAAAAUGUCUACCACCUGGUUUAUUCAGCUCACCGGCCAGUAGCAGUUGCUGCAGGGGAAUUUCUUUACAAAAAGCUUUUCAGCCGCAGAGAUGCUGAAGAUGAUGGAAUACUUAAAAGGAGAGGAAGACAAAGUCCGAAUGCUAAUCUUGUGAAGACAUUAGUUUUUUUCUUUUUGGAAAGUGAAUUGCAUGAACAUGCUGCUUAUCUUGUGGACAGCAUGUGGGACUGUGCAACAGACCUCUUGAAGGACUGGGAAUGUAUGAACAGUCUUCUGCUGGAGGAGCCUCUCAAUGGAGAAGAACCUUUAACGGAUAGACAGGAAAGUGCACUGAUCGAAAUAAUGCUUUGUACAAUUCGGCAAGCGGCUGAAUGUCAUCCUCCUGUGGGAAGAGGAACAGGAAAAAGGGUGCUGACAGCAAAGGAAAAGAAAACCCAACUGGAUGACAGGACAAAAAUUACUGAACUUUUUGCAGUGGCACUCCCUCAGUUGCUAGCAAAGUAUUCUGUAGAUGCAGAAAAAGUCACCAACUUACUGCAGUUGCCACAGUACUUUGAUUUGGAAAUUUAUACAACGGGACGAUUAGAAAAGCAUUUGGAUGCCUUACUGCGACAAAUCCGGGAUAUUGUGGAGAAACACACAGAUAUAGAUGUUUUGGAAGCCUGUUCAAAAACGUACCACGCUCUCUGUAAUGAAGAAUUCACAAUCUUUAACAGGGUUGACAUUGCAAGAAGUCAGUUAAUAGAUGAAUUGGCAGACAAGUUUAAUCGACUUCUUGAGGACUUCCUGCAAGAGGGUGAGGAACCUGAUGAAGAUGAUGCAUAUCAAGUCUUGUCAACACUGAAGAGAAUCACUGCUUUUCACAAUGCUCAUGACCUAUCAAGAUGGGACUUGUUUGGCUGCAACUACAAGUUAUUGAAAACUGGCAUUGAAAAUGGAGACAUGCCAGAACAGAUUGUUAUUCAUGCACUGCAGUGUACUCAUUAUGUAAUCCUUUGGCAGCUAGCAAAAGUUACUGAAAGCAGUUCCACAAAGGAGGAUCUUCUACGUCUGAAGAAGCAGAUGAGAGUGUUCUGUCAAAUCUGUCAACACUACCUGACCAAUGUAAACACUGCUGUUAAGGAACAGGCUUUCACAAUUCUGUGUGAUGUGUUGAUGAUCUUCAGUCAUCAGAUUAUGACAGGAGGACGUGACAUGUUGGAGCCACUUGUUUACACUCCUGAUUCUUCAUUGCAGUCUGAACUACUCAGUUUUAUUUUAGAUCAUGUCUUCAUUGAUCAGGAUGAUGAUAAUAAUAGUGCAGAUGGACAGCAGGAUGAUGAAGCAAGCAAAAUUGAAGCAUUGCACAAAAGAAGAAAUCUACUUGCAGCUUUCUGUAAGCUCAUUGUAUAUACUGUGGUGGAAAUGAACACAGCUGCAGACAUUUUCAAGCAAUAUAUGAAGUAUUACAAUGACUAUGGUGAUAUUAUUAAAGAAACGAUGAGUAAAACAAGACAGAUAGACAAAAUCCAGUGUGCUAAGACACUUAUUCUUAGUUUGCAGCAGCUUUUCAAUGAAAUGAUUCAAGAAAAUGGUUAUAAUUUCGACAGAUCUUCACCGACAUUCAGCGGCAUAAAGGAACUUGCUCGACGUUUUGCUUUAACGUUUGGAUUGGAUCAGCUGAAAACAAGAGAAGCUAUUGCUAUGUUACACAAGGAUGGCAUUGAAUUUGCUUUUAAGGAACCUAAUCCACAAGGUGAGAGCCACCCACCAUUAAAUUUGGCAUUUCUUGAUAUCCUGAGUGAGUUCUCCUCCAAGCUUCUCAGACAAGACAAAAGAACAGUGUAUGUUUACUUGGAGAAGUUCAUGACCUUUCAGAUGUCUCUACGAAGAGAAGAUGUGUGGCUUCCUCUCAUGUCCUACAGAAACUCUUUACUAGCUGGUGGGGAUGAUGAUACUAUGUCAGUGAUUAGUGGUAUUAGUAGUCGAGGAUCUACAGUAAGAAAUAAGAAGACAAAACCAGCAACAGGCAAGCGGAAAGUACCUGAAGCUGAAGAAAGCAGCAGUAGUGACAGUAUGUGGCUGAACAGGGAGCAGUCGAUGCACACACCAGUCAUGAUGCAGACACCUCAGCUGACUUCCACAAUAAUGAGGGAGCCCAAGAGAUUGCGACCUGACGAGAAUUACAUGGGUGUCUAUCCUAUGCAGCCCGAGCACCACCAAGCUCCCCUCGAUUACAACACGCAAGUAACGUGGAUGUUGGCUCAAAGGCAACAGGAAGAAGCCGCGCGACAACAACAGGAGAGGGCAGCGAUGAACUACGUCAAGCUGAGAAGCAACUUGCAACACGCCAUUCGACGUGGCACAAGUCUAAUGGAAGAUGAUGAGGAGCCAAUUGUUGAAGAUGUGAUGAUGUCAUCAGAAGGGCGGAUCGAAGAUCUUAAUGAAGGCAUGGAUUUUGACACCAUGGACAUAGACCUACCACCAUCAAAGAACAGGAGAGAAAGAACGGAACUAAAACCAGAUUUCUUUGACCCCGCUUCAAUCAUGGAUGAAUCGUUUUAGGUCCAAAACAUCCGAAGUCUGUAGUUUCUGCUUGCAGUUGCCCUUUUAUCCGACUUGAUAAAUCUGCAGUCUCUAUUCUCUUUUAAAAAUCUGCAUGAGGGAUUCCUUCUGUCUUGAACCACUUGUAAUGUAUGCAGCCAUUUUUGACCUUGUGUAGCUGGUACAAAAUUACACUGGAAAUAACAAACUGCAGCAAGCCAGCAGAGGACAGUACAACAAUGCUUCCUGGGAGUCUUGGACAGCUUGGUGGAAUUUGGAAGACGGUUAUGUAUUUUUUUACAGUAUUGUUGCAGCGUGAACAUGUUCUUGUUUAUGGGAGAAAGAAGUCCUAAAUACUGUUUUAAAUGCAAAUCCAUAUAUUUUGCUCCAGUAAUAAUGAAUCAGUUAGGUCGUGUGUCUGGCUGUCGUGUGUUCUGUUCCUCAAGUAACACCAAGAAAGUAUCUCACUUGUUCUGAUUUAAAAUAGUUCUUCCCUUCCCCUUCUCCAUUUUUUUCCUGGAUUGAUCUGUGAAAUAAUUAUCGGUGAUUUUUUAGCCUGACAGCGCUGACUAUUCGGCCUUGUACGGGUACAUUUCGUUGCUUUCAGAAACCUUUUAGCUCCUCAGUUCUGUACGAGCCGCUCCAACAGGUUUAGUGCCCGCGAGGUUCCCGUCCCUGGCUGCGUUUCCCGGGCGCGGCCGCGCGAGGGCAGCCGAGGGCAGCGCAGCGCCCGGAGCCCCCUCCGUGCUCGACGGGCAAGAGCCAAUUUCGGAAAUGCAGGAAAAAAAUAAAGAAAAUCUUCUCAGAAUAAAGUUAAUUUGCUUUAUUCUCAUAUCUUAUUUCAGAGGUCCGCUGUUCCCAGAGUUGCUGCACUUGUUUUUAAUAGAACGAGGCGUAAUAAAGCAGUUUAAUUUUUUGAGGUGCAUGUGGUAUGUGAUGAAAAUUUUAGCCUGUCUGCUCAUGUUUUGAUGUGCCCGGUUAUUGCCGGCACCAGAGGCAACUCUGUCUGUGUGCUACAUUGUAUGAUGCAUCUAAAGUGAAUUUAAUUGAAAAAAACCCAGUAAAAAUUGGUUUGUAAACAGAUAAAAGUGAACACAGUGUUAAGAUUCAGGAAAAUUAGGUCCCUGUUGCCUCUUUCUGAUUUUAGAAAGUCCUGUAAAAGCUAGGACAGUCACAAAAUCUGGAUCCUCUGGUUGGGUUUUUUUUUUUUGGUGGUUUUUUUUUUUUUUUGGCAUAUCAGUGGUGAUACCUGCUUGCUUUCACGAGGGAAGUGGAAACUGAUUCUUUGUUUCAGGAAAGCUUUUUCUUUCCUUAGUCACACAAUCCCAAAGGACACUUGUUUGAUUUUACCUGAUGAUUGUUUGAUUUUUUUUUUUUUUCCCCCACUGUCUUCCUGACAGAGUGGCUACAUUUCAUAGGAGGUGUUCAGUUUGUGUCCUAGUUGGCUGCUGUGAGGUGACCUGUGGUUUCCAUGGUCACAGAUGCAGCAGCAACUGGUGUAUGGGGUGUUUUGUCCCAGGUUUAGUUGCUGGAAAUGACACACUUGAUUUCAGGUUCAGGCCAAUAGAAUGUCAUUGUCAAAGAAGUCUGAGUUAGGCAACUAACUAAAAUUCUUUCGCAAUUAUUACCUAAAAUAAUUAAAAUGCAGGCUUUGUCAUAUUCCUACUGGAUCUAAUGAAUUUGAAGUGUGAGAAAAAUAUUUCUAACUAAUGAGGAGCCCUUUUCGUAUCAUUACCUAAAUCAGAAGUGUGGUGAAUCUGGUUUGGAAGAAAAAUAAACUUAUAAUGCCUUAACAUAUCUUGAAGUGUCUUAAUCUUAAAACAUAUACUAAUUUCUUUGUUUUUUGUUAAAUGUUUGGUAGACUAAAAAUUGACACCAUUUCUAACUU